AUGGGCAUCCGUUUGCUGACCAACACACUGACCAUCAUCCCCAAGACGAUUGUGGUCAUCAGAAGCGUUUCUGAAAAGGAUAAAGCUAUGGCUUUGUCGGUCAUGCCGUUUCUGAUUGCAUUGCUCGGCUGGCUGCUGUCGCCAAUCGUCUUCGGCAACGCCAUCGACAGUACUUGCCAGAUCUGGGACAUCAAAUGCCAAAAGACCGGCCGCUGUCUUCUCUACGAUAACAACAGUUUCCGGGUCAAACUCCACGGCUACGGAACUCUGGGAAUCUCGCUGGGGCUCGUGUUUCUCGUACUCACUUACCUCUUUGCCAGAUACACUAAAUGUUUAGACAAAGCUGCCAAAAACGACGUCCUUCCAGAUAAAACUGCGAUGGCUCUUAUUAAUGUAGAAUACAAUGGAGAAAAAAAACUUGCCUGUUAG
This is a messenger RNA of Candidula unifasciata, 429 nucleotides long. The record is from the annotation of a GenBank genome assembly. NCBI's taxonomy places the organism in Eukaryota, Metazoa, Mollusca, Gastropoda, Stylommatophora, Geomitridae.